GCGGAAGAGCGAAGCCGAUCUGACUAGGAAUGUCGCCGCGGAUAAUGAUAUCCCAGCGGGGGAAGUGGAUAUGGUCAAGCUAGAAGAGGCGUCGGCUGGUGGUCAGCGGGGCAGUGAGGUACCGAGGGAGAAAAACACAGUGUCAGCCGCUGAGGCACGGGAUGUAGAAGCAGCGGAAAAGAAGCCACAAGUACUGUUCGGACGGAAAGUUGCGGAUACACCAGAAGCGGGCACGGUUUCGGCCAAGGAAGGUACUAUGCCUUGAUUUUUGAGAUCCGUCGGCUGCCCGUCUGUCAAAUUCUGCUUUUCUUUGGACUAUGCUUUCUAGUCACUACGAACAAUAAAAACUCUCUCAACAAGGUGUGCAGCUCAACAACGUGCGGGAAACCACUUCAAGCGACCAGUCGAAAGCGUCCGCUUCACCUACCAUGUCCGCGACCACCUUUGACGUCGGCGUUACCGCGGAGAAGAAAUUGAUGUCUUCCAACGUUAUGGCCAACACCCCGUCCCCGACGUUGAAGAUCAUUCCGCAGCAGACCGAGGUCACGGGGCCGACUCUCACCCCCACCACGAAACAGUUUGACACAGAAGCAAAGGCCAAGCCGGUGGAUAAAAUGACGGUGAAGGCAACACCGAACACGGAGUCCGCCACGGUGAAUCUGAACCCCGAUGUGCAGAAGGCAGGAAGCGUGUCUGUAAAGCCGGAAACGAAGAAAUUCCAAAUCGACUCGGUAACUCCAAAUUCGAAGCAAUUGAAAACGGAAGCGACGCCAGACUCGGAAAAGUUCAAGGCCGACGCAACGCCCACGACAAAAACGUAUGCCGCGGAAGCAACGGCGGGGAGUAAGUCCAUGGACGUCCCAGCCGCACCGCGACAAGAGACGUUCGAUUCGAUAAAGCUGAAACCCUAUGCAGUGCAAAUGUAUCGUACUCGUAGUAUUGCAAUACAAAUUCGCUCAGCACGACAAAUGGAAUUUCUCAUGCUGAAUUAGCUUGAACAAGAAAUUUGUCUUGCAUGACUGCGAUUUAUUAGUACAAGUACGAUACUUUUGCACAGGAUAAACCCAAGGAAAAAACCAUGAAGACCGUGAUCACCAGCACGUCGAAAAAAAUCCAGUCGGAAAUCGCCAGCCGGUCCGCGUCCGCGAACUUUCACGUGAAAGCGGCCCCCACGAAAAUUGACAUCCGCAUCGAAAUAUGCAUUGCAAAUAAACUAUCGUACUAGUAGAAAUCGCAUGACAAAUUUUGGCAAGUGGAAAGUUGGAGACUGUCAUGCGGAUUCAGGUAGAAAACGAAAAACCUGAUUUUUCAUGCAUAGUUGCAAUUACUUUUACUACGAGUGCGAUACUUUUGCGAUGCAUACGAGAGAGCGCCAGCGCAGGUGAUGAAACUAAACGCGACGCAGGACGGGAAGCAGGUCACGAACUUCAAUGUGACGAAACCAGGGCAACAAGACCAAGGCCAAACCCAAGGAAGCCAGGCGAACAACGCGACGACCGGAGCUAGUGCAAGCGGAAAUAACCAGACCGCAGCAGGCGGAUCUACUUCUGACGAGCCAAUCGUGGGGGCCGACGGCGAAACCCCGGCGCCGAACAUCCCGAACAUCAUCGUUCCCAACCCCGCACCGAAAGACGUUUCGCUCGACCCCGAGGUUGCGGACGACGGGGCGGCAGCGUUGAAGCCGCCGAUGUAUCCUGAGUAAAAACGUACCCACGCCAGAGUUGUAAUGCAGAUUUGCAAAGACAGGAAGACUUGUAAUGCGCAUCCGCAUGAGAGCCAUUUCCAAUCGUGUUUUGGAAUUUGUGAUGCUGUGAACAGGAUGAGCAGAUGAGUCUGUGACGCGGCUGCACUUGCUAACCUGCACUGCGCUGCGGCGUGCGACUUGUCAUGCGUGACUCACAAACCUCCUAGGUUUGUGUUGCAAAAUCCCCAUCCUGACUCUGGUGUGGGUACGUUUUUACUCAGGAUGCGAUGGAAUACAGGAUCAGUGCCAAAGUGGUAGCGAAGCUGCAGAUUCCGUCGAGCACGACCUGUGGAGCGGUGGUGGACGCGUUGUCGAAGGAUAAAUUGUCCAGCGACAUCAUCAACGCAGGCGAUUUGCGGGAGGAUUCGAAAGUAGAGAUUAUGGGCGCGACCUGUUUGGGCGAGAGUGGUGGUGACGCGGAGGCGGCGCUGCUGGUUGGAAAAAGUAGGGAAUUCUUGGGGACGAGUACUACGAGUGGUUCUUCUGGUGCGAUGAAGAAGGUAAAAGCGGUAAAGAAGAUGGAAGAGGCAUUGAGCAAGCUGGAACAGGUCGACAUCGAGAAAAAUGUAGGAGCUGCUGUUGAUGUAGUAGUCCCGACCGCGCCGGUCAAGACUGGAGAUGAAGGUACAAAAAACGCCGAAAGAGGAACAACAACAAACAGUGGCACGACGGACGAUGAAAGCACGAAGCUGAACGAAUUAGCCCGGGUUUUUUCCUCCGGAGAAGAAUCAACAACAGAAAUAACGAGGCAACAGGAAGAAGUGAAGAAGCUCCAGGCCGCUUCCGUCGAGUUCAACAUGGAGCUGAAAUCCCUCGGAGCCUCCCCCGCCGAUGCCGGCCCGAAGAUUCUGCUUUCCCAAUUUACCGACGCGAUCAAGACCGGGUUAGCGGAUUCCCCCGAGAUCGCCGCGACGGGGGCGACUUUGGAUGAGAAGGACAUUGAGGCGACCCCGAAGAUCGCGCAGCAGAAGAUUGGCGCGAGUAGCUACCUGGCCUACACGUAUUCUUUCGCGGACCGGAACGGGAAUUGCGAAAACCCGUCGACCCAGAUGACCAUCCCCGGCCUGGCGAGUCAGUUGUCACACUGCUUGUCCGCCUCCAACGCGUUGAACGGAAAGUUUCUGCGCGUGGAACGGGACCACCUAUACCCAGCGGGGUGUUACAUGUACCAGCCCGUCGUGCAGGUUGGUCAAGGGCAUCUGUUCAUGUACCUAAACUUACAGCCGAAGGACAUCCAGUCCUCCGCCGCCCGGCCGGAACGGGCGCGGCUGGUGUGCCAAGAGCAGCGCGACGUCACGAACUUCAAUGCGGCCUCCGUCCCGCCGCUGCCCUUCUUCGACCCGUGCACCAUCGUUUACCCAAUGGGAAAGGACAGCGGAGCGAAGGUCUUGGGGCUCACGGAAACGUGUGCAAGGAAAAAGGUAUUGGAUAUAGCUACGAGCUGGUGGAUAAUUUGCGUUGGCUCGUUACUCCUUUUCAGAACUCGCUGAUCAUGAGUUCGUUGUAGUGUUGCAACGAACAGGAAAAUCAAAAGUGCAGCAUCCGAAAAUAUCAAAAAACCAAAGCUUUCUACCACAGGCUACCGACCCCUCCUACGAGUCCCCCGACGGCUUGCUGCCAAACACCAACGAAAAUCCGCCGGACCGAAUCAUCGGCGCCACGGUCUCCGAGGAUUUCUACCACAGUGAACGAGGCCUCUGUCGCGCGAUCAACGGUGCACCCCUGGCCUACCGACAGAUCCCGAUUCUCACGUCGGACAAAACCGCCACGUGUAACAGCAACGCCGGGUGUUUGGACUUCCAGGGAGACGCGGACGCGGCGACCAAGGUGGAUGACACGUUCGCGCGGAGGACUUGCUCGGCGGACAAGAACUGCGUCGGGUACGUGGCGAGACCUGGAGGUUUGUUCCCGGUGCCGGAGAAGGAAAAACCGGAGAACCAGGCGGCGAUCUUCUUCUUCUUUGGCGGAAAAAGGGACGAGACUUUGAUCAUGGGUGGCGGGGACGUGUUCUCCUUUUUCUCGGACAGCGAUAAGGAGAGCGGGUCGCGGAAAACCUGGCUGCACAACUUCCGCUCGGCCUACGCUUCAAAAGUGUGGCCCCACCCCGAGCCGGAGUGCAGGAUUCGGGCGUCGCCGGUCGUGGCGCCACCCGUGACCGCGGCACCGUAGCCAGAAACGCGGAUGUGUUUGGCGGUGGGAACAGAAAGGAUGGGUGAGGAUGAUGUCGGUUUUAGUUUUAAUGCAGCCAUUUUUUGUGGAGUAAGUUGCCAAAGCCAACGGAGAACGAGAAAUGGAAUAGGCAAGGUUAUGGACCAGGAGACUUUUUUUCACAAAGUUCAGGUAGGAUUGCUUUACGUUUCAAAAUACCCAAAAGCAUAUCAAAAACAUUUUGGUUUAGGUCAUAUGGCUCUCAGCAACGCACCAAGUGCGAAAAACACGCUAGCCGCUCUUCCGUGUCUAUGUUUCUAUGAUCACAAUAAGAAGAAGCAGGACCUGUUUCACCAAGAAUGUACCUGAAGACAUCGAACUACAGACAAUGAUGUAAUAACUCAGCAGCUCACGACAAUGAAUACGACAACCAAGAACUCGAUCUCAAGGAAACGCUGC
Molecule: messenger RNA, 4351 nt
Organism: Amoebophrya sp. A120
Lineage: Eukaryota; Dinophyceae; Syndiniales; Amoebophryaceae
Source: the annotation of a GenBank genome assembly